This is a messenger RNA of Cyprinus carpio (common carp), 2937 nucleotides long. It is a transcript of the gene acvrl1, whose product is annotated as activin A receptor like type 1. Gene Ontology annotation, biological process: angiogenesis; dorsal/ventral pattern formation; heart development. The transcript has 12 exons. The coding region runs from base 478 to 1998 and encodes 506 amino acids. Gene Ontology annotation, molecular function: ATP binding; SMAD binding; transforming growth factor beta receptor activity, type I. NCBI's taxonomy places the organism in Eukaryota, Metazoa, Chordata, Actinopteri, Cypriniformes, Cyprinidae. The record is from RefSeq and is a predicted model, not a curated record. Gene Ontology annotation, cellular component: plasma membrane; BMP receptor complex.
CCCGGCUUAGACAAAAAGGGGUGGGACAAAACUGUAUAUUUUAAAAAUCUGUAAUCUAACCCCUAAAUCAAGAACAUUGCUCAAAGUUUGCUUUACACUUAUCGAGAUGGAGUCGUCAGGAGGAGUCGAUCAGGGAAUGUUUAUUUCCUAGCGGAAGAAGACUGUUUCUUCUCCGAGAAGCAGUUCCUUGUUUUCGGUUUAUCAACUCGAGAUUUGACUGGAGAUAUAUGCCAAGACUCGAUAUGUUUUACAUUACGGCGAUCUACGCAACAUUUCGGUUGAGGAAACAGGACUGAUAGGAUUGUGAGUGAAUGAAAACUGAACUGUAAAAAAAAGUUAAACUAUAGAGUUUACACCGAGAGUACAAGGAUGUGGAAAAAGUUAAGGAUCCAGCACAUCUGGAUAUGACUUGCGCUGCUGAUUUCACUAUAGUCGCCAUUAGGAGAUAAUCUUGUGAGCGCAAGACGAAAAUCAGACAUGAAGGCUUCUGAGAUGCUCGCUGUACUGUUUGUUUUGGUGUAUUCAAUGAGUUACGCAACUCUUGCAGAUCACGUUUUGACGGACUCUCCCCCCAAAAAUGAUGAAGGCAAGGAGGGCGCUUUACAGUGCAGAUGUGAGAACACAUAUGCUACCUGUGUAAACAACACCUGCUGGGGCCGUAUUUGCUUCUACAGUUCGGUCCAUGAGCGGGUAGCCUGGGGCUGUUUGUCCACUAGCGAGCAGUGCUAUGUGCCUGAUAUACCUGGAGUGUAUGCCAAGUGCUGCUUCACACACCUCUGCAAUGCAAACCUCAGUGUGCCUGAAAAAACAGUGGAAACAGAGGAAAAGCCCAUCAGAGUGAUUCUGCUGGUGGGAGUGCCGUUGUUGGUGCUGCUGGUGUUGUCGAUGGCAGCCUGUGGGAUCGUGUUGUGGCUGCGUACGAGGCGACAGCACCACCAGCUGGUGGAACACGACACUUCCAUGCUCAAAGUCCCCAGUGGUGGGGACCCAACUUAUGGGGAUAUAUUUGAUGAGUUUUGUACGUCAGGCAGUGGGACCGGCCUGCCUUAUCUGGUGCAGAGGACCAUGGCGCGACAGAUCUCUCUGGUUGAGUGUGUUGGUAAAGGGCGUUAUGGAGAGGUAUGGAGAGGCACCUGGAUGGGAGAGAGUGUGGCUGUCAAGAUUUUCUCCUCUCGUGAUGAACAGUCCUGGUUUAGAGAGACUGAAAUCUACAACACAGUCCAACUAAGGCAUGAAAACAUCUUGGGCUUCAUAGCAUCCGACAUGACGUCUAAGAACUCCAGCACUCAGUUGUGGCUGGUCACACACUUCCAUGAGCUGGGCUCCCUCUAUGACUUCCUGCAGUACAGCACGCUGGACCCCGAGGGCUGCCUGCGCAUGUGCCUGUCUAUCGCCAGCGGCCUUGUGCACCUCCACACCGAGAUCCUCAGUACACAGGGCAAACCGGCCAUUGCACACCGAGACCUGAAGAGCCGCAACAUUCUGGUGAAGAGAAAUGGGCAGUGCUGCAUCGCAGACCUGGGCCUGGCUGUCAUUCACUCUCAGUCUAACGAUUAUCUGGAUGUGGGCAACAACCCGAGGGUGGGCACCAAGCGUUAUAUGGCACCGGAGGUUUUGGAUGAGAGUAUCCGUGUUGAUGUUUUUGAGUCUUACAAACAAACUGACAUCUGGGCCCUAGGUCUCGUCUUGUGGGAGAUAACUCGUCGAACUAUUGUAAAUGGGAUUGUGGAGGAGUACAGACCGCCAUUCUUUGACAUGGUGCCCUCUGACCCCAGUUUCGAGGAGAUGAAGAAAGUGGUGUGUGUGGACCAACACAGGCCCAGUCUCCACAAUCGACUACACUCUCAUCCGAUCCUGUCUGCAGUUGCGAAGAUUAUGAAAGAGUGCUGGUUCCAAAGCCCUUCCGCUCGACUCACUGCUCUUCGUGUGCGAAAGACCCUCUCCAAACUGGACCAAGACCAUGACUACGACAUCGCCAAGCUCAAACUGGACCUCUAAAAUAAACCUCCUGCCAUGCAUAGCCAAGGAAGUUGAAUUCUAAUGGACCCACAUGACAUAUUCAUCCAUCUGAGUACUUUUAGACUCUUUUAAUGUGCCUUUCAAGCUUCGUGUCUUAAGGCUCCACUGAACAUGGCUUAUCUUAUCAAGACAUUAGUUCACUGUGGGAAGUCGAGGCCAGAACUGCGCUGUUAAAUGUUUCUCCUCAAAUAUAUCUACACGAAUGCUUUUCCAGGACCUGCUUAUUUCAACAAGGUUAAAAUAAGGUUGAUGAACCCCAAAAAAUCUUUUUAAUAUAGUGAGAGUGAGAAGUUUUUUUCAGGCAGGAUGUGGGUCAUUCAGGUGUUUCCUGAAAUUCUCAACUUCCUAAACAUGACUGUAACCUAGAAAGGUAGGCACAUGCUUUAGACACGCUUUUUGCACUUAUUUUUUUGUAGCUGUUUUUAUUUUUAUUUUUAUUUUUAUUUUUUUUUGGUUUCAUGAAAGACUGGACCAUCUUUUUAAGAACAAGUACUGCAUUACAACUUGCACCGAGUAAUUAUUAAAACAGAGGACAUUAGUAUAGUGCACUUUUAUAAAUUGUUUAAUGUUUUUUUUACAAGAUUACAGUCACAUUACUCUAGCUGUACUAUAUAUUUUUUAUAAUGUACAACAUAAUUGCUUUUUCAAAAAUAAUCAUCAAAAAUGUGUAUACAAUGUGUAUAUAAGUUCUUCUGCACUAAAUGUCUAUUGUUAUUUUCACUCCAAAUAAUAGUAAGUAUUAAUACAUUUCAGGAUGCUGAAGCAGACUUUGAAAUUUUCUCUGUACCAAAAAAAAAUUAUUAGAUCGCAAACUAAUUUUUGUGGGGGAAUCAAUAAAAUAAAUGAUAAAGUGUAUAAAUAUAUACAUAAUAAUAUGUAUAAAUAAACAAACAAAUAAUUACAAGCAGCUAAAUUUCA